AUGCCGAACCCCCGUGUUUUCUUUGAUAUGACCGUUGGUGGCGCUCCCGCUGGCCGCAUUACGUUUGAAUUGUUUGCUGACAAGGUGCCCAAGACAGCCGAGAACUUUCGUGCGUUGUGCACGGGCGAAAAGGGCAUUGGCCGCUCUGGCAAGCCCCUGCACUUUAAGGGCAGCUCUUUUCACCGUGUGAUCCCCAACUUUAUGUGCCAAGGUGGCGACUUUACGCGUGGUAAUGGCACGGGUGGUGAAUCCAUUUACGGGGAGAAGUUUGCGGAUGAGAACUUUUUGCUCAAGCACAAGGGCGAAGGCAUUUUGUCCAUGGCCAAUGCUGGCCCCAACACGAACGGCUCGCAGUUCUUCAUCUGCACGGUUGAGACUUCGUGGCUGGAUGGAAAGCACGUGGUCUUUGGACGUGUCGUUGAGGGCAUGGACGUUGUCAAGAACAUUGAGAAGGUUGGCUCGCAAUCGGGCCAGACCAAGGUCGCUGUAGUUGUGGAAAACUGUGGAGAGCUCUAA
Peronospora farinosa is the source of this 516-nucleotide messenger RNA. The record is from the annotation of a GenBank genome assembly. NCBI's taxonomy places the organism in Eukaryota, Oomycota, Peronosporomycetes, Peronosporales, Peronosporaceae.